Molecule: messenger RNA, 4257 nt
Organism: Limulus polyphemus (Atlantic horseshoe crab)
Lineage: Eukaryota; Metazoa; Arthropoda; Merostomata; Xiphosura; Limulidae
Exons: 7
Coding region: 62-1117 (351 amino acids)
Source: RefSeq, a predicted model, not a curated record
UCAUCUCUUGAUCAUAGGGGAACAACUGAAGCAACGUCUGCUAAUUUGUAUUAGGGAUGUCAUGUUGCUCGUUAUGUUAUUUUCAUGCUUGCUAUCGAUGAAAGUAAGACAAAGCGCACGUGCUCUCCUCUUUGUACCUUUAAUAACAUCUAGCAGUCAGCCAGUUUCUAUGUCCUGGGAUCUAACAGAUGAGGAAAUCAACGGCACGGACGACCUAAAAUCUUCAGCAAAGGCAUCAUCUUUGUUUUUGUUGCUACGGAAGAAAAGAGACGGAAUCGCAUUUCAUGUUGGAGAUCUUUGCGAAAAUACGUGUCACGAUAUCUCCCGUCACAUAUUUUGCAACAUGACAAGUAAACGGUGUGAGUGCCAAAAGGAAUUUCCAAUAAAUAUUAACAAUAAAGACUGUGUCAAGGCGGCCAGACUAUGGGAAAGUUGUAAGUACAAUAAAUCAUGCUUCUUUUAUGACGAGCAUGCUGUCUGUAAUGAAGAUGGAGAAUGUCGUUGUGACGAAGGAUUUAGAAGCUAUAAAGCUGCCGGAGAAGAAAUAUGUAUCGUUGAUCAAAAGAGGGGGAUUUUUGAAAAUUCGGACAUUACUACAGUCAUAAUGGUGGUCGCUGGACUUAUGAUAGGCACUGCCUUAUUUUGUCUUGUCCUUAGACUUUUUAGCAGAGCAAGAUUUGGACGGAAUAGAGAGAGAUUUGGUAACGCCGCAGCGCCCUCUGUUGUUUUAACUGAAAUGGAAGAACCAGGAUCAGUUCCACAUUCACGACGCCCUUCAAGAUGUAGCAGCAGUAAUGAAUAUCUCCCUAGUUCACGAAGAGCAAGCUACUCUAUGCUGGCGCCUCCUGCAUCAGCAGGGUCACGGCGAUCAAGUUCUGGAUCUGUACGUUCCCAAAGCUCCGUGCGAAGCCAUGCGUCAUCAUUACGUAGCCAAUCAUCACUCCGGAGCUAUCGUGGCGGAAGACGUGACUCUGUCAAGCGUACUCGUUCAUCGCCAAUAGAAGCAUCGACAUCCAAAUUUAACCAGCUUGAACACAGGAACCAGGUGAUCGAACAAGGAAAGGAGGUGCCAGCGUUGGAAAAUCCAUUAAAUAUCAAAGAAGAAAACGAUAAAUGAAAACUAAUUUCAUACAUUCACUUCAAAAGAAAAUCAUCAUAGGACGUCACUGGAUCAAGCACAUCCCUGAAAUCUUUACAUAUCAGUUACCUUGGAAAUAAGAGUUUGCCCGUAUAUAUUUUUAAACACUAACCCUUGGGAAUUUUACAAACACAGGUUGUAACCUAUUUCGAAUAAAGCUUAAGUAUUGGGAUUUUCGCAUCAGGAACGUUUCAAAUGAUACCACUGCAACCGUUAACAUAAAAACAAACGGAUAUGUAAUUUGUGAAGAUUAAAGUAAUUCCUUCUUGAAACCCGAUACCUGAAAUAUUUGCCCGUAACAAUAAAGUUCAAUGAAUCUUACGAGGCUAUUGGUUGAGGAGCUUGAUAUUUGAAAAACAUUUAGAUUCUUGUAUUUUCACGCAGACAUAAAAGAUAUUGUCAGGCAAAACUACGACUUAUUAAUUUACUGAUGAAAAAAGUAAAAACCGAAUAAAAUUCCAUGUUGUUUUACUUAAAGACGAUGUUUGGUUUUUAAGGUCAUGGCUUACUUAAUUAGUAGAUUUAGUUUGAUUUGUUUUCCUUAAAUGUUGUCAUUUAUACCUGUUAUCAAUUAAUAUUAACUAAUUAAAUAUACGCUUUUUCUUAUACAGAUUAGAAUGUAUUGCUUCAUCAGUUAGGUACCCUCUCUGUUAUUGGAAAAGAUCACUGUCUAUGGCGGACACUAUUAUUGACUCUUCUUCCUGAGAAAACCAUAAGAGACCAAAUAAAUAGUACUUUCUUUUCACAAAUAUAUCACUGUAUACUUUCACAGAAUAUCUUAAGCUUUACAGUAACCUUUCACACGAGAAGGCUCACGUGAUACCAUAAGCAAAUGACCUACAACAAUAGGCAACUAGGGUAAAAGGAGCUUAGCUACUUCCUUGACCAUCAUUUUAUGUUAAACCCAUAGAUGCUUGUGUGCAUGAACAUUUUGAAGGUUUUUUAUGUGUGCUUAAGAGUUAAAUAUAAAAAGGUAGAAAUCACCUAGUACACCUCCACACUACAAUAGUUUAAACUCAAGAAUAUAAUCUAACUGCAAACUGUAUAUAUAGGUUCUUCAGAAAAUAUACAUUGGUUACAGAUAUCACAUGAGAUACCAUUUGGAACAAAAAAUUGUAAUUGAAUGUACAACAAAUAACAGAUCAAAUGUAAUGAUAACUUUAUAAGUGAAAAAAAAGCUCGAUUCUUUAUGCAUAAACUUAUAUACAUAAAAGUUUUUGCAAUUCAGUGCAUCAUAUACCACAAACGGUAUGUUAUAGGAAUGUAAAAAUGCACAGGACUGUUGCCACAGUUUCCAUAUGUUGCCAACAGUUACACUACUAUCACCUAAUCUCUCUGAUCAAUCGCAGCAGCUGUUCAAAAUUGAUCCUCCAUCACUGAGAAUGCACUGUAUCUGUGUUACAAUGAACAUUGUAGCAACAAUGCACUUCUCAUCUUGUAUACUGGACACUUCCAGAACAUCUGCAUUUUUGAGGUUUGAAACUGUAUGAGGAUUCAUACUGUACAGAUAUGACUUCAGGUACCACUACAACCAGAAUAGGUUGGCGUUAUGUUCAAUGAACAAGUUGUCCAUUCACAAUGAAAAUUACGUGAAAUGCUUCUAUUCUGAAAGUAUUCCUGCAAGAUGUGUUUCACCUAGUCACCAAUAUGUGUGUUUGCAUGAAAACGGUAAUGUCUACCACAUUCUGUUGCUGCAGCAUGGGAAUUUCAUUGGUUUUGAAAAUUGCAUGGUAUCAUUCAACUUUGACUUUGUAAGUUUGCAGUCAAUGUGCUGAUGGUUCUUCAAAAAAGUAUGGUCCAGUAACAAAGACAGCUGUGAAUUUACACCAUACUGUCACCUUAGCAUUCUGGAAGAGCAGAUGCGUGUAUUAACACUUCCAGUAAAGGUGAAAUACACUUCAUCAGUUUACAAGCUAUUGGCCAUCGACUUUCAGUUGACCAAGAAUUGUAAAAUCAACGCAACGGGUAAAUUCUUCUUCUCCUUCAGUGCUUGAACAUGACAUCCAGUUUGUAACGAGUCAUUCGUAAAGUUGACCAAAGAGCCUUGUGAACAGAUGAAAUUGGCAAAUCCAGACAAUGAAUGACAUAAAGUGCAUUGCCGCACCUACGUGCACUUGUGUUAGCUUUUUCUGCUAUGACAUAGUUUAUCAAAGUGGUAGUUUUAGUAGGUGUUGAUGGUCUGCCUGUACGUGGCUUAUUACAAGUUCAAUCUUUCUUUUUUCCUUCGGAAUUUGAGUACAGCAGCACUAAAACUAGGCCCCCUGCGGAUGUUAUGCAUAGCUUCCAAUUUGUUUUAAACUAGGGAAUAAACUGUUGUUUUAGGCUAAAAUAAUAGGAAAAUACGCGUUUUCUUCGGGUUUCUGGUCAAACUUGUGAAAUAGGUCGGUACGCCUAAUUUUUAAUGAUGCACUAUUCGCUCCGUGGUCCUCAUUAAUUCUGCAUCAACAAUAUGAUGUAAUUAGUUUCUCGUGCUUGUGUUAUUGCACACACUGCUGACAGGUUCAAGUCUGACAGCAAAAGAGCUUUCUGAAGCUACUUAACUACUGAUAAAGUAAUUAAAAUUUUCAUUAAAGAAAUACCAGUUAAAACAAAGACAUUCACAAUUGCCCGACCUUUCGUCAAUUUCCUCUUUAAAUUCUAAGUUGUACAUAGAUGGUGGCCCUGAGGUAAAUAAGAAUAAGUACUUACUGCUGUGUCUGUUAAUCAAGUCUUUACAAAUGACAGCUAAAAGUUGUCGAAACGCCGAUUACUAAAUAAUGUUUUGUGUUGAAUGUUUUCUUAAUGUUGGACUUCCAGAACCAUACACUGGUGAUAUUUACGCCCUAUCUUGUGAAUAGCUUGGGAUAUAACUGACGAAACAGUACCUCCAGAAACGUCAACUUAAGCGUAUUUUUCAUGAAAUAUGAAUAAGUGGAGAUAUCGAAGUUUGUAUUUUCAUUGGAAUAUAAGUUAAUUAGCUCUAAACUGACUAUUGUGAAACUAAUUUUAUACAGAGUAGCUAGGUAUUGGUGUGAUAUAAUGAUGAGUAUCAUGAUUGAAUUAUUGUUUUGUUUUUCUUACGCCAAAAUCUUCUUUACAUAAAGUAAAGAAGCGAAAUAGUAUGUUGUUGUUUAUGUUUC